Molecule: messenger RNA, 2229 nt
Organism: Siniperca chuatsi (mandarin fish)
Lineage: Eukaryota; Metazoa; Chordata; Actinopteri; Centrarchiformes; Sinipercidae
Product: cytoplasmic protein NCK2-like
Biological process (GO): negative regulation of PERK-mediated unfolded protein response; positive regulation of translation in response to endoplasmic reticulum stress; negative regulation of endoplasmic reticulum stress-induced eIF2 alpha phosphorylation
Molecular function (GO): protein binding
Source: RefSeq, a predicted model, not a curated record
GUCGGUGAUGACGACAGCAGGGGGCGGGGUGUCAUUUCACCCAGAGCUCCGGCUGCAGGAGCUGGGCCUCCGGUCGGAUCUCUGCAGAGACCUGGUUCAACGUCAGCGGUCACCGGGACUGAACCACCGCCGCAGCAGCUCCCCGGACCGGCUCCUCCUGCGCGCUGCUCCCGGGAGAACCACCGAGCGGUGCGGCGGCGCCUCCAUGAACGAUGACGGAGGAAACCAUCGUGAUCGCCAAGUGGGACUACGAGGCCCAGCAGGAGCAGGAACUGGACAUCCGGAGGAACGAGCGUCUGUGGCUGCUGGAUGACUCCGAGACGUGGUGGAGAGUCCGAAACGCCGCAAACCAGACGGGCUUCGUCCCGUCCAACUACGUGGAGAAGAAGAGCGGCCUGAAGAAAGGCUCGCUGGUCAGGAACCUCCGAGACACACUGGGACUCGGGAAGACCAAGAGGAAGACCAGCGCCCGUGACGCUUCUCCGACGCCCAGCGCCGACGAGUACCCGCCCAAUGGCAGCGCUGGAGGUGCCCAACGCAUCUACGACCUCAGCAUCCCGGCGGUGGUUAAGUUUGCUUACACGGCUGAGCGUGAGGACGAGCUGACCCUGGUGAAGGGGUCGCGUGUGGUCGUCACGGAGAAGUGCAGCGACGGCUGGUGGCGAGGCAGCUCGGCCGGACGGGUCGGCUGGUUUCCGUCCAACUACGUGCUGGAGGGAAACGACGGCGAGGUGGUGUCUGUUGACCCCGGUUACCAGACGGUAGAAGGUGCGAUGGUGAUGUCAAACGGCCAAUCAGCUGGCAGCAGCGUCCUCCACACCGUCCAGACGUUGUACCCGUUCAGCUCUGUGAUGGAGGAGGAGCUGAACUUUGACAAGGGUGAGGUGAUGGAGGUUAUCGCGCAGCCGGAGAACGACCCGGAGUGGUGGCGGUGCCGCAACACCGGCGGCCUGGUGGGCUUGGUACCAAAGAACUACGUGGUCGUCCUGAGCGACGGCCCCUCGCUCUACACGGGGCUGGCUCGUAGCGGCAAGUUUCCCGGGAAGGACUGGUACUACGGCAAUGUGACGCGGCACCAGGCGGAGCGUGCGCUCAACGAAGAGGUGGAGGGAGACUUCCUGGUACGAGACAGUGAGUCAUCGCCGAGUGACUUCUCAGUCUCCCUGAAGGCCGAGGGGAAGAACAAACACUUCAAGGUCCAGCUGCUGGACGGUGUCUUCUGCAUCGGCCAGCGGCGGUUCUCCUCCAUGGACGAGCUGGUCGAGCACUACAAGAAAGCUCCCAUCUUCACCAGCGAGCGCGGCCAGAAGCUCUACCUGGUCCGACCUCUGCUGUGACCUUUGACCCCGGAGGACAGCUUCCCCCCCAGUCAACAGAGAUUUGGUCUGUGGUUAGAUUCCAGGACGUUCUUGUUUGCGGGAUCUGAUCCGGUUUUACUACGCCAGUUUUCAGACAGGACAAACUCCACAGAUGUCUUCGGAUCUGGUUUGGUCCAGUUCCAACAACUUAUUAUGGGGAAACUCUUCUGGUUCUGCUGGUUUUAUCUCAAAAUGUUGACAUGGUUUGACGAAGUGUUGACUCAAGAUGGAAAUAAACACAGUCCGACCCCGGAAACAAAGUCCAGUCCAAGUCCACUGCUCUCUGUUUGCCAUUUCUUUGUCUGAAUGUAUUUUAACACAGAAGCUCACCUUUUUGGACAUUUACACAGGAACAAACCCAACAGAUGUCUUCCAGUCUAGUUUGGUCCAGUUUGGUCUGGUCUGGUGUUUCAGUAGCUCUUUGUCGGACUGAUUCAGGGGGAAAUUCUGUUCUCUCAAGAUGUUUGAAUGUAUUUUCCAGAAGCCCAGAGGACUCAACUGGUUCCGCUACCCAACUUUUCAGACAGACAUUUAGAUAGGAACAAACAAACCCAACAGCUGCCUUCAUGCCGGCAGCUUUGUCCGGUUUGGUCAGGUCCUGCUCCAGAAGCUCUUUGUUGGACUUAACCGGAGGUUCAAGAGUUCUGCUGGUUUUAACUCAAAUUCUCAGUUCUGUUCACUCAAGAUGAAACAGUGAGACCCUGCAGACCAAAUCUAGUCCAAGUCCACCACCUUCUUGUUUGCCAUUCCUGUUUGAAUGUAUUUUACAGAAGCCCAAAAACUGGUUUGACCACGCAACUUGUUUUCAUUGAGUGAGGGAACUUGAUUGUGGUGCUCAGAAGUAACCUGAUCCAUUAAAACCAAGUCACCA